ACCAUACCCCAUAGAGUCCGCGAGCCGAGUCGAGGCACGAGCUCGCCUGGCACAGCACCAAAGACCCUCUCACUCAGCACCUUUCUGCGGCUGCGGCAUACACCCGCUGUGCGCAUCGUCUCUCCAGCCCGCACGACGCCUGGCCGCAGCUGCACCUCUCCACAUCGGCCGCGCACGUCCGUCUCGAGCCACUGCGUUCAACCGCCUUGUCUCGUAGUGCACACAGCCGCCGGUCGCCAGCAUGAACCGCGACGAGGCGCCGCCGCGCCUGCUGAGCCGCCGUCGAGGCGCAGCGCCCGUCAGCACGACGCCGCGCUCCGCCAACAUGUCGGCCACGUUCAGCGACGAGGCCGGGCCGUCUACGAGCACGAUACCCGCCGCCUGGGGCUCGGCCAGCUUCGGUGUCGCAGCACCUGCGACCUCUGCUGCUGCGGCACCCACGUUUGGCAGCCUCAAGUGGACUGCGCCGACGCCAGCUGUGCAGGCGCCCGUCGCCCCGCCGGCGUCGGCCUUUGGUGCCGGCAGCGCGCAGCCGUCAUAUGCCUUCGCCCCGCCAGCAGGUGCAGCUGCCGCAGCGCCCGCGCCGCCGGCGAUCGGCCAGGCAGGCUCUGGACUGGGCCGCUUCAUGCGUGCACGCGAGUCGCCCGCCCCAACUGCCGGCCCAUCCGGCGGCAUCACCUCGCUGUCGGGCGGGCGCAACGCCAUGGGUGCGGCAGUGGAGUUCGACGCCGAGCGCAAGCAGCGCUUCGACUCGUCCAGCGCCAAUCGGUAUCCUGAGCUGAAAGUGCAGCGCGAGGCCGCCCGGGAGCGGUAUAUCCGCCUCGGUGUGCUGCCAGACCCGUCCAAGGCGCUGGAUCUCGCUGCGGCGUCGAACCUGCGGGGCACGUGCAUGGACAUGUGCCCAGCGUUCGAGAUCGCCGAGCGCGAGCAUCAGAAUGAAGGCGAUGCGCUGGAGAUGGUCUCUGGCACGUCACGCAUCGACCCGGCCUACGCGGUCAAGAUCUAUCGACGCCCUGCUGCUGGAAGAGAGCUGCCGCUCCCAGACGACAUCCGGCCACCGGCAGUGCUGCGCCGAACACUCGACUACCUCUUCCACACCAUGCUUCCCGCAUCGCCCGACGAGCUCGAGUUUGCCAACGUGCAGGGCUUCAUCUGGAACCGCACGCGUGCGGUGCGGCAAGACUUCAUCGUGCAGGGCCAGAGCAGCCCGCUGACGAUCGAGUGCCACGAGCGCAUUGCGCGGUACCACAUCCUGUGUCUGCACUGGAAGGGCGGACGCGGCGCGGAGGAGUGGAGCGAGCAGCAGGAGCUGGAGCAGCUGCGCAAGACCGUGCGCAGUCUGACGGAGUUUUACGCCGACAUGCGGUCGUCCACCGGCCGGAGCGCGCCCAACGAGGCCGAGUUCCGGGCGUACAGUCUGAUGCUGCACCACCGCGACCCGGACACGCUGCGCGAAGUCGAGCACCUGCCCGCCAGCGUCUUCGACGCACCGAUCCUGCAAGCCGCAUUGCGUCUGCGAGGCUACGCGCAGGGUGCCGGGCCCGACAAGCCCCGAGGCGGCGCCGAGGGCUCGCCCAACCUCUGGUCGCGCUUCUUCAAGGAGGUCAGAGGCCCCAACGUGCCGUACCUCCUCGCCUGCCUCGCCGAGAACAUCUUUCCGGUGGUGCGCGCCGGCGCAACUCGUGCCAUGGAGAGCGCCUACAUGGCACAACAUGCCCCGAUGCCCGUCGAUGAGCUGCAGUCGGUGCUUGCGACCGACGAUGCCCAGGAGACGCUGGACUUCGCCAAGAGCCGCGGCUACAUUGAGGUCUCGGCUGUUGCGACCGACGGCAAGCAGAGCGUCGCCUUCAGCAUCGGGCGUGGCCAGGAGAAGCGAGCACUGACAGACGCCGACAUUGCCAAGGGCAAGGAGUCGCCGUUCAGCGAGUCGCUCGUCGAGGCGAAGCGCGGCUCGUGGACGUGCCAGGAAGUCGUCGACGGCGUGGCGUCUGGUGCAACUGCGCUCCUCAACGACGACCUCGGACAGCCGCUGCCGCCGCUCUUCCACCCGCCGCGGCAGGUCGCACGGCGCGCAUCAGCAGCCGCGCGCGAGAACGCCAGCCAGCUGCAGCAGCUGCCGCAGCAGGCUGACCCAUGGAGCGGCCCCUCCAAGUGGGCUCCGGUCGCGAGUGCCGCUGCGCCUCCUCCCUCUGCUGCCGCCCAGGCCUUCGCUGCACGAGUCGCCGCCGCAUCGGCUCCUCCGCCAGCCGUCGCGAGGCAAGCCGCCACAUCUUCGACACUGCCGACUCAGAAACCCCCUGUAACCUCCUCUGCAAGCGUUUGGGGUACGUCGAAGCCCCAGUUCGGAUCGGCAAGCGGGUCCAGUAGUGGAAGUGCGCCCGCGCCCGCCGCGAAGGCAACGACCGCUGCUGCUCGUGUUGCUGCGUCGCCGUACAAAAAGCCAACCACCUCCUCUUCCUCUUCCACUCCCUCCUUCAUCUCUUUCAAAGCAGCGUCCGCUCCGACUGCCACCAAUGGCGCAAGCAACGGCGCUACGCCCAAGCUCAAGGCGAAUCGCAAAGGACAGAAGAAGCAAGCAAAGCAGCUGAGUUAGCGCACGCCCGCCGCGAGGAGGACACGCGGACCGCUCGGGUCGAGGCAGUGGUGCAAGGCUUGCUGGACGAAGGCGUCGAGGAAGUGCUCGCUCUCAAGCUCGAGGAGGCGGCCGAGUACGCCGCCGCGGCCACGCUGCGUGGCCGUGCGCUAUUCCGCGCAACCCUGCGCGUCUGGACUGCUCGGCUGGACGAUC
Tilletiopsis washingtonensis is the source of this 2788-nucleotide messenger RNA. RefSeq lists its product as hypothetical. NCBI's taxonomy places the organism in Eukaryota, Fungi, Basidiomycota, Exobasidiomycetes, Entylomatales. Gene Ontology annotation, biological process: mRNA export from nucleus. The record is from RefSeq and is a predicted model, not a curated record. The transcript has 7 exons. Gene Ontology annotation, cellular component: nucleus; cytoplasm; transcription export complex 2. Bases 242 to 2593 code for a protein of 783 amino acids.